Messenger RNA from Lycium ferocissimum, 762 nucleotides. RefSeq names its product cytochrome P450 736A117-like. The transcript has a single exon. Gene Ontology annotation, molecular function: iron ion binding; heme binding; monooxygenase activity. The record is from RefSeq and is a predicted model, not a curated record. Bases 327 to 638 code for a protein of 103 amino acids. NCBI's taxonomy places the organism in Eukaryota, Viridiplantae, Streptophyta, Magnoliopsida, Solanales, Solanaceae.
AAUUACCAUGUGAUUAAUAUGAAUAAUUAUCUUAUCUUAUAUUAUCAUUGAGUUUUCGGAUAUAGCAAAUAGGAGUUAGAAUUGAACAAGGAGUCAAUGAGAUAUUAAUCGGAUAAGAGAGAGUUUGGGUUGACUUCUACUUGAUAUCUCUCUUCUACUUGGACUCUAACAAGAGCGUAUACAUCUACAAAGAAAUCCAUACUGAAAACUCAAGCAUUCAAAAACAUUUCAGCAAUCCAAGCGAAAGAAGCCUGAAAUACGAAAUAGAGUCGGACUAGUGUCUAUGUCCGAAAUACGACGUUGCUGUUGUACAAUGGUUAUAACUGAUGGUUGGGAAAGUGGAAGGAACCCUGCAAUUUAGGAUGACGCAGAGGAGUAAGAGAUUCUUGGAUUCUUCUAUUGAUUUUAAAGGGCGUGAUUUUGGAUUGAUACCUUUUGGUUCAGGAAGAAGGGGAUGUCCUGGAAUUUCAUUUCCCAUGGCUGAUAAUGAGCUCGAACUAGCAAACAUUGUGAGGGAUUUUGAUUGGGAAUUGCCAAGUGGAGCAAAGGAGGCUGAUUUGGAUAUGACAGAAUGCACUGGUUUAACCAUUCACAGGAAAGUUCCUCUGUUUGAUGUUGCAAUUCCAAACACCUUCUAGUUUUUUUUUUUUUUUUUUUUUUUUUGAUCUCUUAUUCGGUGUCCGGCACUUGUUUUGAUACCCCAGCUGUAUGAUACACCUCUUGGUAUGAGAAGACUAUACUUCAGAAAAGAAAAAAAAUAGU